Molecule: messenger RNA, 837 nt
Organism: Salvia miltiorrhiza (redroot sage)
Lineage: Eukaryota; Viridiplantae; Streptophyta; Magnoliopsida; Lamiales; Lamiaceae
Exons: 2
Coding region: 1-837 (278 amino acids)
Source: RefSeq, a predicted model, not a curated record
AUGUAUGAGACUCGGAUCUCCACGUUGGAGGAGCGUCUCCUGAAGGCUGACGAGGAUAGGGCUGCAGCAAUUACGGCCCAAAAAGCAGCAUAUGAGGCCGAACGAGCAGCAUGUGAGGCCAUUGAGCAGCGGAUGGCUCAAUUCGAGGAGAUACUGAGGCGGUCGGGACAGCUACCCUCAGCAGCACUUCUACGUAUUGAAGAUGGCUGGAAUUGGACAGCGGCACCUGAUGGCAAAUACACCACUAGAUCUUCCUAUAUUGCUAUCAAAUCAAGAAGGAGUGAUUGUCAAAGUCAGAACGCAGACGCGAAGUCCUUGGCGUCGGUUUGGACAACGCCCGCACCGCAUAAAGCUUUCGUAACAUUGUGGAGAAUUCUCCGGAAUCGGCUUCCGACUUGUGACAAUCUCAGUAAGAGGAACACCAGCUUGGGAGAUGAGGAGCGUGAGUGCCCACAUUGUCAUGAACAUGGUGAGUCCACUAACCACUUGUUCACCUCGUGUGCUAAAACACAAGAGAUUUGGGAUGAGAUACAGAAAUGGAUUGGAAUCAUUUUGGCACGACCUUGCACGAUAGGUUUGCAUUGGAAAAUGUUCUGCUACUGUGGCAAAAAUAAGAAGGUUACGAAGCUCCUUAGGAUGAUUUGGGUUGGAUGUUGUUGGAUUUUAUGGAAGAAGUGGAACGACAAAAAAUUCGAAGGAAAAGACUGGGAAGUUAAAGAUUUGAUACUGGAGUUAAAAGCUAGAACUUGGUGUUGGAAUAGAAUGUUUGGUGUUUUAGAUAAGGAUUUGGAUUUUUCCUUGUGGAGUUAUGAUGACUUAAUUUUCAGAAGUGUGUAA